Messenger RNA from Cylicocyclus nassatus, 558 nucleotides. The record is from the annotation of a GenBank genome assembly. Lineage: Eukaryota; Metazoa; Nematoda; Chromadorea; Rhabditida; Strongylidae.
AUUUCAGGACCUCAAUGGGAUCUAUCUGAGUAGAAUCUGCAGAUGUGGAUGAGAUGUAUCGCUCUGGCAGCGCUGAUGAAAGUUGCGACGACCAAAUGCGAGAUUGAUCAAUUAUCAGAUUGCACUCGAUGCUGCUCUAUUCUCUUCUCAACACCGGACUGCGACCCAAAAAAUGCUCUGCGGAUCAGGAUUAAUGGCAAUGGAGUGCUUGGAGCCGUGUGGGACGACGCGCCUGUGGCCGCUAUCGUCAAAAACGGGUGUCUCCUGGAGUUAUGGGACUUCCGGAAUCAAACGGGUAGUCAUCGCGCCUUCGGUCUGGAUGGGUACGAAGUAUACCAAUUUGAUCGGUACGGAUACGAAAUGAUAGCUUCGAGUGCACGGUGCACUUGUAUAAAUUCAUCAUGAAAAUUGCACGCUGUACCACUUUGUCGCACCAAACAUGUGUAUACUACCUUAUACUUUUAUAUCUCUACAGGCAUGUAUCAUCUCAGUCUCUGACCGAUUCGACAUCCAACGACUCCUCAUUGGAGAAGUUUUUUUGCUAGCACAAGACUUAAU